Molecule: messenger RNA, 2898 nt
Organism: Endocarpon pusillum Z07020
Lineage: Eukaryota; Fungi; Ascomycota; Eurotiomycetes; Verrucariales; Verrucariaceae
Exons: 1
Coding region: 1-2898 (965 amino acids)
Source: RefSeq, a predicted model, not a curated record
AUGGAUGAGGAUCGAAUGACAAAUGAGAUAGCACGCAUAUUGUUACACACCAUCACCGGGCGAGAUCCCCCUAAAAAUGACUCCGACCACUCAUAUGUCAUGUCCCUGUGUUCAAAGCAGCACAGGGAUGGGGAGUUUUCUACCUAUAUGUACCCUGAUAACUUACCACCAGGCGACAUCUUUGUCGACCGCGUCGGAUGGAUGUCCUGUGAGGAGGUUGCGCGCUACCUCAUGAUGGGCUACCGCGUAUGGGACGAGAAUGGACGCCGACUUCAUUUUCACGGGACGCCUUUGGAUUAUAAUAGCCUCAACGUCUUCCGGCUCCCGAGGAAGAUUGUAUGCUCUCAGGAUGUCAGCGAAGUACCUGAUUUGCAGGUGCAGCUCGAAGCAAGGAGUUUCAAUGGCAGCACUGGCGCUGAUGCAGUGCACGAGGUUCAUAGAACCCCAUCAACAGGGAGAAUCAUGCCAUGGGAUCUCCGCUUGUCUGCACCGGACGUUGACCAGGAGGGCUUGAGUAUCCUUACCCGAGUCAAGCUGGCAUUCAUCGCUAGUCGAGCUCCUGUGGCGGCACCUUGCUAUGGGCAACAUGAGUGUCUCUCUUUUGAGCCCUACGGAGGAAUGAAGCUUGGCUCAAGCCCAUUGAAGACGGUGAAAUACCCAGAGGAAAUUGAACGUAUUGUUGGGACCUAUCCGCAAAUUGGUGUUGAUGUGCCGUAUUUGUCAAUCAAAUACCCGCCCACGCAGGUCUCGUUGAGGCCCGUAGACAGCACUGACGUUCAUAGUAUGCAGCCGAACCAUGCCGGAAAGGCUCUUUGCGAUAUCUGCAGAGCUUUGGAUCUAAAAGAAAUGUUUGAAUGGGGAACAGUGGACAUUGAGCUUGAUCUUGGCCUGAUGCACGAUCUUCUCACAAAGACAUCAUGCAGCUUCUGCCGCAUCGUUGCUGUGCUUUGCAAAGAUGGUUUCGACUCCUUGAAGCGGAGCAGUCUCAACCCAGAUCCCGAUGCCGCGCGAGAGUCCGGCUUUGACAUCCAACAGCCAAUCGAAGUUACUGUUGUUCGCAACCCGAUUCUCACCCAAUCCACCAAGCCGUUAGUGAUUCUCAAACAGCAUUUCCGGACAGAAUACUAUGGACCGAUUGUGUCGCUGUGGACUGUCCGUGGGGACAUUAGAGGCAGAUACACCCUUAACACUCGGCAGUACGUUGAUUUUCAGCUGGUACGGAAGAUGGUUGACAGAUGUACUUCGGAACAUGGCUCCGCAUGCGGACAAAAGUCGAGAGGUCUUCCUGAAUCUAUGGAGCUAGUUGUUGUGGACGUCAUUCAAAUAUGCCUGGUGACAGUCGACGGGAGCGAGGUUGAUUUUAUCACCCUGAGCUAUGUUUGGGGAACUGGUCCGAUGGUCAAAACGACGAAGCAAACGUUUGGCCAUUUUCAAAAACCAAGAUCACUUGUUGAAGCAGGAGUCUCCCGAGUCAUCCAGGACGCAGCAGCAGUGGUUCAAGGGCUUGGCAAAGGCUAUCUGUGGGUUGAUGCCUUGUGCAUUAUUCAAGAUGACGAGGAACACAGGCUCAGCCAAAUUCGGCGAAUGGCAGACAUAUACGGUCAAUCAUGGCUUACCAUUGUGGCGCUAGCUGGGGAAAACAGUAGUUCGCCCUUGCCAGGGGUAUCUUACCCAAGGCCGCAGCUAGUCGAAGUAGUCCAGGGCAUGCCGAUCACGGGGAUUCUUUCAAGACUGUCAAGCAAUGCGCACAAUCAAAUAUAUGAGCGGAGAGCCUGGACAUUCCAGGAGCGUUUGAUUUCAAGACGAUGCCUCUAUAUUGGUGAGCAUCAGGUAUACCUGGACUGCGGCCACGGAGAGACGAACGACCAUGAGCAAAUUCUGCCACCAAUGGACCGUUAUAGAUGGCUGUUGGCCGCUGAGUUCAAUUCGCUAAACCUCAUAGUCAAGCACAUGGACAAGUUGAAUAUCUCUGGCUUUCAUCAGACAGAGUCCUUUUGCACCGAUCAGCUCCAAAGAUACUCUAAAAUCAUGUCUCAGUACAGCACCAGGGAGCUCUCAUUUCCGUCAGAUAUUGAGAACGCGUUUCUUGGUAUUCAAGACGUCUUAUCUCACAAACUGGGAUGGGGGUUUUUGGCGGGUCUUCCAACCGGGGUUUUUGACUGGGCAUUACUUUGGCUACCGCAUGGUCAGCUGCAAAGACGGAGGUGGCAUAAACAUGGCGAUGGUAGCACUGUUGUAUCUCCGCCUUCCUGGUCUUGGUUCGGAUGGCUUGGCAAAGUAUCGUACGCAGCAUACACUUAUCAUUCUAAGCUGGCUUUUACAUCCAUUCGUCCCAGGAUUCUAGCUUUCACAAUUGAAGCAGACGGAAAGUCAUUCCCAAUCCACCGGCAGCCCUCGGCUAUAUGGCACACGGACACGCUGGAACAGGUCACGAACAGUCUAGAAAAUCCCUCGACGUAUCCCACAGGUUCUUUGACAUAUCCGGAUACGGCUUUCCCACGGCAACAUUUUCCCUACACAAUCAUCCUCCAAUUUGAAGCAGAAGCAGUCCUCUACAAGGCUUACAAGCUGGAGAUUGAAUGGAUGACCACUGGUCCAGAUGCGGGCCAUUUGAAACAGAGUCUUCGCCAUGGCUAUAGCAGAAUAAUCAGCGAUAUGGCAGCCCAGAUCGAUGACAAUUCUCUCGACUUGAUCGCAAUGGCUGUGUGCGAUGUCAUCACGCACAGCAUGCGUGGAGGGCAGUUUGCUGAAGAGAAGACAUGGGAUUCUAAGGACAAAUUGGUCGUUAUGCUCAUACGUUGGAAAGGGCAGCUGGCUGAGCGGCUUGCAGUUGGGUAUAUGGAUCCCAAGAGGUGGCAGGAGAUUUCUCCCGUGAAAAAAUCCAUUAGAUUGUGCUAA